AUGAUGGUACCGGACGAGCUUGCUGCGUGUGCUGAAUUCAAAAAGAUGGUUGGGGGCGAGAAGUUCUCGACCUCCAAUUCGGCCGCCAUGAGCGCUCAUAAAGUCGAAACGAUGAAGAGCAUGAGCAGCUUCAACGAUGAACUGAUACCCGAAGGCAGCACCCUCCAGUCGCUGAAAGACUGCCGCAUGGCCAUUGCCCGCACUAUUUUCGGCGAGCUGGGCGACGAUGUGAACAUUCUAGCUCCGUUCAACGUCACUUGGGGCUGCAACGUCUCCAUCGGCGAUCGGACCUAUGUCAAUCGCGAGGUCCAAAUAUGCGAUGAUGCCCCAGUGAGCAUUGGCUCGGAUGUCUACAUCGGGCCGGGCGUCUGCAUCACGACCGCAACCCACUCGGUCGAUUGGCAGGCAAGGAAACGUGACCAUGGCACGUCCAUGGCGAGGCCGAUCCGCAUCGGGGAUAACUGUUGGGUUGGCGCCCGUGCGACGAUCCUGCCGGGUGUCACCAUUGGGAGGCGCUCCGUCGUCGCCGCGGGCGCCGUCGUCGCGAGAGACGUCGAACCAGAGGUGGUCGUUGGAGGUGUCCCUGCCAGGAUCAUGCGUUCUCAAGCGACGGCCGCUCGACCCAACAGUUGUGACUGGACGCGCUCGACGCUCGUCAUUGCUGCCCUCGCUUUCCUCGUGUCUUUUUUCCUCGCCUCCGAAAACCUGAUGUGA
Molecule: messenger RNA, 714 nt
Organism: Drechmeria coniospora
Lineage: Eukaryota; Fungi; Ascomycota; Sordariomycetes; Hypocreales; Ophiocordycipitaceae
Exons: 3
Coding region: 1-714 (237 amino acids)
Source: RefSeq, a predicted model, not a curated record